AUGCCGCCCCGCAAUGUGUACUCCGCCGACUCCGCCGAGCAUCAAAGCCGGUAUGGCCGGUCUUUCACCUCCAGUUCGCCAAUUGCGGAAGCUGCCAUUUCGCGCGACUUGGCCCACUACACCGAUGAUGAUUCCUUUGCCACAGAUACCUCAGGAUCUUCGACAGUGCGUCCAUCAAGCAGCUAUGCCGGGACAAAUCCGCACUCGCUGGCCGGGUCUUAUCGCCGGCCAGGCUAUUUCACCACUGUCAAUCACACCACAACCAUUCCCGCCCAUGGCGACUACCAACCCUUGACCCACAGCGAACGUGAACAAGCGAUCCAAGAAGAACACGCUCUGUUAGGCGAUAACAAUGUCAUUCCGAUCGCGCAGAGGCCUCGUCGACUGUCACAUAACCUGAGCAGCCUUUUCUCCACGUCUCCGAGCCAGGUGCACGCAAGUUCAUCAAGACAAUACGGCUCUGUCCGAACCACAUCGACAAAUGGAGACAGGGGAGCCGGACAGGAUCCUACCGAGGCCACGGCUUUAUUGGCAUCCCCCGGUGACAAUGAGAUGGAUCCGGAGGAGAUCGAUCGGAAAUGGGAAGAAGCGGUGAUUGCAGGGUUAAUCAACACCACCUGGAAGCGGGAAACGGAAGUCAUCGCGCGAUACUCCCUGCCGUUGAUGGUAACCUUCUUGUUGCAAUAUUCCCUGACGGUCGCCAGCAUCUUUACAAUUGGUCAUUUAGGCAAGGAAGAACUGGGAGCUGUCAGCCUGGCGAGCAUGACGGUCAGCAUAACUGGAAAUGCGGUCUUUUCAGGUCUCGCAACAAGCUUAGAUACUCUCUGCGCCCAGGCGUACGGGUCAGGCAAGCGGAAGCUGGUGGGUCUACAAAUGUUGCGGAUGGUUUAUUUCUUAUGGAUUGUGACAAUCCCCAUCGCCGUACUUUGGUACUUUUCCGAGCAUAUCCUCGCCAAGAUCGUCCCUGAGCCAGAAGUUGCAAAGAUGGCUGGUCUGUACUUGAAAGUAGCCCUCCUAGGCACACCUGGAUAUGCUUGCUUCGAGAGUGGAAAGCGAUACCUGCAGGCUCAGGGCGUCUUCUCAGCGUCUCUGUAUGUGCUGAUUGUCUGCGCACCGUUGAAUGCGUUCAUGAACUGGUUUUUCGUCUGGAAAUUACAAUGGGGUUUCAUCGGUGCGCCCAUCGCAGUUGCUACAACGGAGACUCUUCUCCCCAUAGGCCUGUUCAUUUACGCUUACUUCUUUGUUGGCAGCGAGUGUUGGUGCGGCUUCUCCAGACGGGCUUUCCAAAAUUGGGGCCCCAUGAUCCGCCUCGCACUGCCAGGUUUGAUCAUGGUGGAAGCCGAAUGUCUAGCCUUUGAAGUCCUCACCUUGGCAUCAAGUUACCUUGGCACCACCGAGCUGGCCGCGCAAUCUAUCCUCUCAACUCUCUCGAGUAUCACCUGGCAGAUCCCAUUCCCCCUGUCUAUCGCGGGUAGCACUCGAAUCGCCAAUCUGAUUGGUGCCUCGCUGGCUGGUGCCGCAAAGACCACGGCCAAGGUGAGCUUCUGUGGAGCCACCAUCGUCGGGCUGUUCAACAUGGUUCUGCUUUCCACUUUGCGCUCCUAUAUCCCCAGACUCUUCAGUUCCGACCCAGAGGUCAUCGAUCUUGUGGCCAAGGUUCUUCCUCUGUGUGCGGCGUUUCAACUCUUUGAUGCUCUAGCUGCCAAUUGUAAUGGCAUUCUUCGCGGUCUGGGCCGCCAGGAGAUCGGCGGCUAUAUUCAGCUUUUCUGUUACUAUGUCAUUGCUAUGCCAAUUAGCAUGGGAACAACCUUUUGGCUCGGCUGGGGGGUCAUGGGCCUCUGGACCGGUGUUGCGUUGGCUCUACUACUUGUUUCUGCAACUGAAGCAGUUUUCAUUACUCGGAUAAGCUGGGAGCAUUCAGUUGAAGAGGCUCAACAGCGGAACCUGCUGACCUAG
Molecule: messenger RNA, 1956 nt
Organism: Penicillium longicatenatum
Lineage: Eukaryota; Fungi; Ascomycota; Eurotiomycetes; Eurotiales; Aspergillaceae
Product: MATE family efflux transporter
Exons: 2
Coding region: 1-1956 (651 amino acids)
Biological process (GO): xenobiotic detoxification by transmembrane export across the plasma membrane
Cellular component (GO): membrane
Molecular function (GO): antiporter activity; xenobiotic transmembrane transporter activity
Source: RefSeq, a predicted model, not a curated record